Messenger RNA from Fraxinus pennsylvanica, 951 nucleotides. Lineage: Eukaryota; Viridiplantae; Streptophyta; Magnoliopsida; Lamiales; Oleaceae. The record is from the annotation of a GenBank genome assembly.
AUGGCUUCAGGACCAGGAGAAGAACCUCUACCAGUCCUGCAAUACCAGACAUGGGUUCUGAAAGUUUCCAUCCACUGCCAAGGUUGCAAAAGGAAAGUCAAGAAAGUUCUUCAAGCCAUUGAAGGUGUUUAUACAAUAAAUAUCGAUGCAAAGCAGCGAAAAGUUAUAGUUACUGGAAAUAUUGAUGCACAAACCCUGAUCAAAAAGCUGGUGAGAAAUGGAAAACACGCAGAGUUGUGGCCCGAAAAACCCGCUGGAAAAAAGAAAAAGUCAGGAAAAUCAGACAAAGAAAAUGAGCCAAAAAGCAGCGAAAACAGCGAUGAAGAAGAGGAAGAAAAUCCAGUCCAGAACAAUCCUGAAGUGAAAAUAAGUAAUUCUUCUCCUAGAGUUAAUGGUGGAAAUGGAGGCCCAACUGUGAAAUUCAUCGGAGUUGAUACUGUUCUUGAGUCAAAGUCACCGGGAAAUGUCGUCGGCGGGGAUAAUUUCUCAGCAGUGGAGCAAAAGAGUCAUCCUAGUGGAGGAGCAGGCGGUGGAGGUGGAGGUGGUGGUGGUGGUAAAAAGAAGAAGAAGAAAAAGAAGAAAGGGCAUAAAGGGAAUAACAGUAACAAUGCAGGUUCAGGUGCACCACCGCCUAAUCGUGCACCAUCAGGCAUCGGAUUGGAGAUUCCAAGCACGGGUCCCACUCAAGUUGUUGAUCAAACUAAUCUGAGCUCUUCACUUCAGAAUGUGAUGCACUACCCACCAAGUAAUGGACCCCAACAGGCAUAUGUGAUGAGUUACAAUACGACGCACCCAACCGCAAGCGCGAGUACUCCAAGUUAUUACAUGCCUGCAUCCUCACCGUACAUGCAUGCACACGCACAGUCGGAGGUUUAUCAAGCGAUGUCUACACCGUUGGAUUCUUUUGAAAUUUUGAGUGAUGAGAACCCUAAUGGAUGCUACAUCAUGUGA